This is a messenger RNA of Zophobas morio, 1773 nucleotides long. Its product is annotated as putative cyclin-dependent serine/threonine-protein kinase DDB_G0272797/DDB_G0274007. NCBI's taxonomy places the organism in Eukaryota, Metazoa, Arthropoda, Insecta, Coleoptera, Tenebrionidae. Bases 260 to 1222 code for a protein of 320 amino acids. The record is from RefSeq and is a predicted model, not a curated record. The transcript has 2 exons.
UCUGAUAAUAAUAAUAAUAACAUAGUGAAGCAGUGUUGCCACCGACAACUUUAUUUUCUUUGGUGCUUUUCGGCAUCAGUCGAGAACAAACUGAACAAACUGUACGUCAUUUUUUCUUACAAAAUCUGGCAACACAGUUUUGCUAUAAAUAUACCCCGUAUUCUAGGGUUCUUGGGAUAAGUAGAGUUUGUAACUCAUUAGUGGCAGUGCCAGAGUUAGGUUAGUUGUGUUUCAUUUAGUGCCCGAAUGUUUUGCUAAAAUGGGUCAAACGGAAACAAAAUACGAAAAUCGUCGCAGGUCGCAACAAGUGCUGUCACAAUAUGCACGAGAACGCCAACAAACCCAACAGCAAGAAACCCAACAGCAGCAAGUACCCCAGCAUCAGUUUGCAGCGAAUCAACAGCAAUCAGGACAAGAGCAACAUUCUCAACAACAGUACCAUCAACAAUUUCCGGAGCAAGUACAACAACAAGGUCAACAACAGCAGAAACAACACCAAAAUCAACAACGCCCCCGACAGUACAACGGUCACCAAAAAAAUCAGCAAACGAAUCAACAUUCCUCUCAGCAGAAUCAGCAACAGCAGUAUAAACCUCGCCAACAAAAUUAUCAACAACAGCAAGGUGGACAACGCCAUUUUCAACAAAAUCAACGCACACACCAGCAGCCGCGAGGAGGGAAACAGUACCAAUAUCAACAACGUCCACAAUUUCAACAACAAUCAAACUAUGAUCAUCCAUCAAAUCAUCAAAGGUUUAACACAAACGCGGACGAAGAAUCGAAAGUGAUAGUAAAAGUGGAACUAGAUCAACAACCGAUUCGGCACCAUGGACCCCCACAGGCCUCAUAUUAUGAACCACCGCCAUACCAACCGCCAUAUCCUGGACCUCCACAGCCACCCUAUUAUGGCCCAGGUCCUUACGGCCCCCUGUAUCAAUAUGGACCACCACCGAAUCAAUACUAUGGCCCAAAUCCUAACCAGUACUGCGGUCCUCCACAGGGACCAUAUCCAGGACCGCAUACAGGACAUUAUUACAAUCAGAAUAAUCGAAGGGGUCGUGGGGGCGGCCGUGGUCGCGGUCGGGGACGAAAUAAAACGCGACAAUAUAAAAAUAAGAAAGAAGCGGGAAAUAAUAAGAAAAGUGAUGGAGAGAGCAAAACGAGCGAUAAUAGUGAAGAAAGCGAUAAGUCUGACUCUGAUGAGUAUUCAAAAACAUGUUGAUUUUCUUGGCGUCGCGUCGGUUCUAAUAUUUAGUUUGACGAGUGUUUUGUGUAUAUUUUUUUUUCAAUAUUUUUGUAAAAUAAAGGGUUAUUACGUAGUAUAAUUUUGCCCCUAGAAUUCCUACUCUUGAUGUUGGCAAGAGAAGAAUCUAGGUAACGUUAUUAAUAUACAGUUUUAUCAUGUUAAAGAUUAUGACUCCUUGUAACACUGAUAUCGUUUAUGUAUUUUUGUUUUAUUAUUGUUUUGUGGCGCUUUAUUUUAAUUAUGAACUUAAUAUUUUUUAAGAAGGAAAUAAAUGCGUGCUUGGUCUACAGAGAUAUUUAAAAAAAUGAAGGUGAUUUUUAAAAAUCUAUAGCACGAGUUGUGAUUAAAUUAGAUCCUUCACAUGGCAACUCUUUAUUGGAGCUAGACACCAUAUAUUUAGUUAAACACAAAUGUACCAGGAGAAGACGAUGUUCUCUCUUUCACUAAAAUGAUACAAGUUUAUUUCAUAUAAUAUUUUAGAUGGUAGUUUAAAUCAAAAUGUGUAAUUUUUCUAGCCUUAAACUUAU